Messenger RNA from Neohortaea acidophila, 1890 nucleotides. RefSeq names its product amino acid permease. Gene Ontology annotation, cellular component: membrane. NCBI's taxonomy places the organism in Eukaryota, Fungi, Ascomycota, Dothideomycetes, Mycosphaerellales, Teratosphaeriaceae. The record is from RefSeq and is a predicted model, not a curated record. The coding region runs from base 110 to 1732 and encodes 540 amino acids. Gene Ontology annotation, biological process: transmembrane transport. Gene Ontology annotation, molecular function: transmembrane transporter activity. The transcript has 3 exons.
ACUUUUCCCUCCUCUCUCCCUCUCCAUUUACUUCUCCAGCUAUAAUCGGCUAUUGUAUAUACACUCCUUGCCACCAUAUCUUCCCCCGUCGUCGCGUCACGUCGCAGCCAUGUCUCGCCUCGACACCGAUAAGUCGGCGUACCUGGCCAACCAGGAAGAGGUGGAGAUGGAUGAUCGCAAUGGCAUGUCCGGCACGGCAAAGGACGCGCAAGAGAUGGAGCGGCUGGGCAAGCAGCAGCAGCUGAACCGUAACUUUCGCUUCAUCUCCAUCCUCGGCUUCUCCAGCACCGCCAUGAGCACAUGGGAAAUCUGCAUCUCCUCCACCAUCUUCGGCCUGCUGAACGGUGGGCUUGCUGGACUCGUCUGGGCCUUUUUCGUCGUCUGGCUGGGCUACAUCACCGUCUUUGCAUCCAUCGCUGAAAUGGCGUCAAUGGCACCAACCUCAGGUGGUCAAUACCAUUGGGUCUCCGAAUUCUCCCCUCGACGCUGCCAGCGCUUCCUCAGCUACCUCGUCGGCUGGAUCUCCGUGCUAGGGUGGCAGACGGGUCUGGCAUCAAUCGCCUUCAUUGCUGGAACGCUCAUUCAGGGCCUGAUUGUGCUCAACAACGCCGACUACGUCUUUGAGCGAUGGAAUGGAACACUGCUCGUCAUUGCCCUGGUCGCAUUCGCCGUGCUGUUCAACACCUUCUUCGCCAAACGUCUUCCCGCCAUCGAGGGCAUGGUGCUGAUUCUGCACUUGUUGGGCUUCUUCGGCAUCAUCAUCCCUCUGUGGGUCCUGGCUCCCCGCAACUCGGCCAAGGAAGUCUUCACCUCCUUUGAAAACUUGGGCGGCUGGCCGACUCAAGGCCUAUCCUUCAUGGUCGGCAUGCUCACCUCCGUCUACGGUUUGUUGGGCGCCGACUCGGCCGUGCACAUGUCGGAGGAGAUCCGCAAUGCCUCGAUCGUACUACCCCGCGCCACCGUGUGGUCCAUCUUCAUCAACGGUGCUUUCGGCUGGAUCAUGAUGAUCACCUUUGCCUUCACCUGCGGCAAUCCCCUCAACAUUGUGGAUUCCACGACCGGCUAUCCCUUCAUCGAAGCCUUCUACAACGCCACCGGCAGUAAGACCGGCGCAUCCAUCAUGGUCGCCAUUAUGAUCAUCAACAUCACCUCUUCCGUCAUCAGCACGCUCGCCACCGUCUCCCGUCAGCUGUGGAGCUUUGCCCGAGAUCGUGGCGUUCCUUUUGCUUCGUUCGUCGCUCACGUAAGUCUGCCAUUCCAUCUUUCGACACACCAUAUCCCCUCUAACACUCACAUUCAGGUCAAACCCGGCUGGAACAUCCCGCUCAACGCCGUCCUCAUCUCCUUCUGCGUCACCUCGCUGCUCUCCCUCAUCAACAUUGGCAGCACCGCCGCCUUCCAAGCCAUCUCCUCCCUCGGCACCAACUCGCUCCUCACUACCUACAUCAUCUCCAUCGGGUGCGUGCUCAUUCGGCGGAUCCGUGGGCAGCCGCUGCCCGAGCGCCGCUGGAGCCUGGGACGCUGGGGCGGGCCGAUCAACGUUGUCGCCCUCUGCUUCCUCUGCUGGAUCUGGGUGUUCUUGUUCUUCCCCACCACCACGCCCGUCACGCUGGUGGGCAUGAACUGGAACGUGCUGAUCAACGGUGGCGUCAUCCUCCUUGCCGUUGGGUAUUACUUUAUCCACGGCAAGAAGGUGUACAGCGGACCGGUGGUGCUUGUGAAGCAGCAGUGAUUGCGAUGUUCUGGAUAUGCUUCGAUUUUGAUUAGAAUUGUAUGUAGAUUUUGCUCGCUUAUGCGCAGGAUGAUACAGCGAGCCUUUGCUCAAUCAACGAUGAUUACGCUUCUCUAAGCCAUGUUCGAUUUUCGUGUUCAUGCACGAAGCUCAUUCUA